GGAUCUCGUGUGCUACCUGUUCUUAAUCAAUUCUCUUUCAAGUUUCAACACCAUGUUUGCUUCACUUUCCUCUCAAGCUAAUUAAGAUAUCCAACAUGACCUCUUUCACAUAAUAAAUGCCCAAAUUCCUAUUCAGACCAAACUCAUAUCUAUCAACCUUCAAAGCCCUGUCUUCUCCCUUCCUCCAUAGGAAGAAAAAACCAUUACUAUACCUAUCAAGAAACCAUGAGAUCCAAAACCCAAUUCACAUGUACUCUCAAGCUAGCCCUUAUCGCCCUCGUUUCUCUCAUCCUCUUCAUCUUGCUAAUCCGUUCAACUUCAUCCCCAUUUUCCCAGCAACAACUGACCAACUCAAAGAUAACAACAAUUUCAAGUUCAGCAGAACAACAACCGCCACAGCAACCCACAACAAUUUCAACAGAAACCGCCACAACAGCAGCAUGCCCAUCACUCCCCUUAACCCCCACAUGCACCAAAGCGCCACCAUCCUUAACCAAUGCUCUAAUCCACUACGCCACCACCAACAUCACCCCACAACAAACCUUCAACGAAAUAUCAGUCUCCGCAAGAAUCCUCCAGAAGAAAUCUCCCUGCAACUUCCUCGUAUUCGGCCUCGGCCUCGACAGCCUAAUGUGGACGGCGCUCAACCACGGCGGCCGAACCGUCUUCCUCGAGGAAGACAAGUCCUGGAUCGACCAAAUCCAGCAGAAACUACCCACCUUAGAAUCCUACCAUGUAAUGUACGACACCAAGGUUUACCAAUCCGAUGAACUCAUGAACACUGGAAUGGAACAUGAUUGCAAAACUGUGUCGGACCCGAGAUUCUCCCAGUGCAGGUUAGCGCACAAGGGGUUUCCAGCUGAUGUUUACGAUGUGGAUUGGGAUGUGAUCAUGGUGGAUGCGCCGACGGGGUACUUUGACGAUGCUCCGGGGAGGAUGAGCGCGAUUUACACGGCGGGGUUGAUGGCGAGGAACAGAGAGCAUGGUGAAACUGAUGUGUUUGUUCAUGAUGUUGAUAGGAAAGUGGAAGAUGAAUUCUCGAAGGCGUUUCUUUGUGAAGGGUAUUUGAGGGAACAAGAAGGGAGGAUCAGGCACUUUGUGGUUCCAAGCCAUAGGACUCGUGUGGGGAUACCCUUUUGUCCUUUGAGUUGAGAAGCAUGAUGAUUUGCUUGCUUGCUCUGCUUUCUAAAGUUUGAAAUCAUCGAUUUUUAUAGACUAUGGACUAUGGAGGAAACUAGAUUUGCCAGCAUUCUUCUUCUCAUGUAUCUGGUUCUAUUUUUUAUUUUACCCGCGCGUUGCACGGGCAAUAUGUCUAUUGUAUUUGAUACAUCAAUCAAUACCUUGAUUAUUAAAAAAUUAAUAAACAACAAAUGAAAUAGAA
Messenger RNA from Lotus japonicus, 1381 nucleotides. Its product is annotated as glucuronoxylan 4-O-methyltransferase 2-like. Gene Ontology annotation, molecular function: glucuronoxylan 4-O-methyltransferase activity. Bases 226 to 1152 code for a protein of 308 amino acids. The record is from RefSeq and is a predicted model, not a curated record. Gene Ontology annotation, biological process: xylan biosynthetic process. The transcript has a single exon. NCBI's taxonomy places the organism in Eukaryota, Viridiplantae, Streptophyta, Magnoliopsida, Fabales, Fabaceae.